GUCGCCAUUUUGAAAUUUGUGAAAAAAUUGUUUGCAAGUAAUUGUGAAAAUAAACCACGCGCUUAAAUUUUUAAUCACAAAUUAGAAAAAAUAGGUCACAGUCGACGUUGAUAAGGAUCUCAUUUUACAGCUAACUAAAUAAAUAAUAGGCAAAAUGGUGGAUAAAAUUGAAAUGAGCCUUGACGACAUAAUCAAGUCGACCCGGUCGCAGAAAAAACCACAGGGUGGCCGCGGUGGCGGACCCGCUGGACGCCGUCCUGGCUCUAGUCCCCGUUUUCCAGUCGCUGGUGGGCGUCGUGGAGGCGGCGCCGCUGGUGCUUCUGUUCCACCUCGUAAGGGUGCAGCAUCUGGUGCUGGAGGCGUUGCUAAAGGUCGGCGCGGAGCCCCCGCUGCGGGUGGCGUCGUACAGAAAGCGAAGUUUGCACGGGGUGAUGUGAACAGCGCUUGGAAGCAUGAUAUGUACGAUGGACCCAAACGAAGGGCUGCGGCUGGCGGAAGCAGCUUGCCGGGUCCCACACGAUUGAUUGUGGGCAAUUUGGAUUAUGGCGUUUCAAAUAUGGAUAUCAAGGAACUAUUCAACGAUUUUGGGCCUAUGAAGAAGGCGGCCGUACAUUACGAUCGUUCAGGCAGAUCCUUGGGCACUGCUGAUGUGAUUUUUGAGCGUCGCUCAGACGCUUUGAAGGCCAUUAAACAAUAUCAUGGUGUGCCCUUGGAUGGCCGACCAAUGACCAUACAGCUUGCCGUUUCUGACGUAACCGCUCUUACCCGACCAGUGGGUGCAGCUGAUGUUAAGCGACGCGUCGGUGGACCAAACACCAGUCCCUAUAAGCGUGGUGGUGGUCAAACAGGCGGCCGUGGUGGCUUCCGUCGUCCAGGCAAUAAUGCUGGUGGCAAACCCGGCGGCGGAACUAAUCCUCGCCGUGAGCGGAAGGCCGCACCAACUGCCGAAGAACUUGAUGCCGAACUGGACUCGUACAUUAAUGACAUGAAGAUCUAAAAAUUAAUUUAAAUAAGCUGUAUCUAGUUCUUAGUCUAGAAAUCUUAGCCUAACACACACAAAAAACCACGAACACAACCAACCAUCCUAGUUUUAAGGUAUAAUCUUUCUUCUACCAUAUGGACUUAACAAUUAAUGGUAUAUCAAUUGCAAAAAGAAAAUAAUACAAAUUACACUUGGUAAUUUGACAUAAAAAUAAUCUUUAAUAAGUCGAAACAUACAAAUUUCGAGCAAAUACAA
Messenger RNA from Drosophila willistoni, 1237 nucleotides. RefSeq names its product THO complex subunit 4 (gene Ref1). NCBI's taxonomy places the organism in Eukaryota, Metazoa, Arthropoda, Insecta, Diptera, Drosophilidae. The record is from RefSeq and is a predicted model, not a curated record. Bases 155 to 997 code for a protein of 280 amino acids. The transcript has 4 exons. Gene Ontology annotation, biological process: mRNA export from nucleus. Gene Ontology annotation, molecular function: mRNA binding. Gene Ontology annotation, cellular component: nucleus.